Molecule: messenger RNA, 3854 nt
Organism: Schistosoma turkestanicum
Lineage: Eukaryota; Metazoa; Platyhelminthes; Trematoda; Strigeidida; Schistosomatidae
Source: the annotation of a GenBank genome assembly
AUGGAACUUGAUAAAACACGUGAAACUCUACAAUCAGUGGAAACAUUAAUUGGUGAAUUAGAAAGUGAAUAUACACGCUGGGAAAAUCAGAUCAAUGAAAUCAGCAUACAAUUAACCAGUUUACCACCGUUCGCACUAACAGCAUCUGCAUUUAUAACCUAUUUAUCAGCUUGUCCUGAAGAUGUACGUCGACAGUAUAUUACAAAUUGGAUUAAAGAUUUAACUAAUCUUGGUAUAAUGCCAACAUCAUUAUCUACUGAGUUAAACAAUAAUCAUACAUCUAGUCAAGAUUUACUUCAUUUUGAUCUGCGUCGAUUUUUAUCUACUGAACCUGAACAAUUAUUAUGGUCUAGUCAAGGUUUACCAUCCGACCAGUUAUCAGGAGAAAAUGCUGUAACGAUUGUACAUACUACAAUGUGUCCAUUCAUUGUCGAUCCAUCAUCAAGAGCAUUACAUUGGUUGAAAGUUUACUUGAAAGAUCAACGUUUAGAAGUGGUAAAUCAACAAAGUCCAAAUUUUGUAACAACAUUAGAAUUAGCUGUUCGAUUUGGAAAAUGUUUAAUUAUCCAAGAAGUGGAUGAAAUUGAACCGAUUCUAAUGCCAUUAUUACUGAAAGAUUUAAUUUUACAAGGAUCACGAAAUUUUAUUAGAAUCGGUGAAAAACUAAUAGAUUAUCAUCAAGAUUUUCGUUUAUUUCUAUGUACACGUAAACCAUUACGUGGUAUGGAAGAUUAUGUACAACCAAUUUGUGCUACUGCACUAGUUAGUAUUAUUAAUUUUAUUUCAACACGAACUGGUCUAAUAGAACAAUUAUUAGAAAUUACUUUACAAAAUGAAUGUCCACAAUUAGAAAGUCAACGUCAACAAUUAAUACGUAAUGAAGAGAGUAUGAAAAUGGAAUUAACCAAGCUGGAAAAUAAUUUAUUAGAGGAAUUAGCCAAUGCACAUGGUAAUAUAUUAGAGAAUAAAAAACUCUUGACAUCAUUAAAUCAAACAAAACAAUCCACUUUAAUUGUUACAAAUUCAUUGAAAGAAUCUUUACGUUUACAGGCGGAAUUAGAUAAGGAAAGAAAUAUAUUUUAUCCAUUAGCUGAAACUAGCAGUCAACUAUAUUUCUCUUUAAUGGAUCUGAUCAAAAUUAAUCAUAUGUAUCAAUUCGGUUUGAAUCGAUUUCUAUAUCUUUAUCAACGUGCUUUAUCUAUGCCACAUCCAACUGAAUUACAGACAUCGGAACGUAUUAAAUCAUUGCAAAAAUACAUUGAACAAUUAGUUUAUGAAAAUGUUUGUCGUGCAUUAUUUAAACCGGAUCGUUUAAUGUUUGCGCUACACAUGGUUCAUACAAUGCGUCCACAAUCAUUGACAAAUGAAGAAUGGCUGUUUUUUAUUGGAUUAAAUACAAGCGAAUCAUGUCAUACCGAUGAAAAUCUUCAUAGUUGGUUAGAUCCUGAACGAGCUCGUAAUCUGAUGAAGCUUAAAGCUGCAUUUCCUAAUAUUUAUGAAAAUCUAUAUUUUGAAGAUUCCCAGUUUUGGACAAAUUGGUUACAUGAGAAUAAUGUUGAAAUGAAACCAAUGCCUAAGAGUUUACAAGCUAAAUCAUCAUUGACAGCUUUUCAAUUCAAUGUCCUUGCAAUUCAAGCUCUACGACCGGAUCGUUUACAUUCUGCUUUAUUACAAUUUGCUAGUCGAACAUUAGACUUACCUCAACUAAGUCCAUCAACUUUGAAUUUACACAGAUUAUUUGAAACAGAGACAAGAUCCACAGAACCUAUUCUAAUAUUAAUUAGUCCAGGAGCUGAUCCAUCACAAGAAUUAUCUGAAGCAGCUUCACUACAUUUCUCACGUAAAAUGUUGAAUAAAACAUCCGAGACCACGUCAUCAUCAUCAUCACAUUAUCGUCAAAUUGCUAUGGGUCAAGGUCAAACUGAUUUAGCCAUAAGUGAAUUACAUUCCGCCGCCGAACAAGGUGAUUGGUUAUGUUUGAAAAAUUUACACCUUGUUAUACAUUGGCUACCAGUAUUGGAGAAAGAAAUUAACAAUUUACUUUUGAACAGUAACAGCAACAGCAAUGAUAAUAAAGAAAAUUCAAAUAUUCCUAACAAUCAUGCUGAUAAUGAUGAUACAACUAAUAAAUCUUCUGAUACGAAACAAUCUGUACAUAAAGAUUUCCGAUUAUGGUUAACGUUGGAACCACGUACCACAUUCCCUUCUACAUUGUUACAAGGUUCUUUAAAAAUAGCUUAUGAAGGAUGGACAAAGUUCUACGAGUUUACAUUUGCUGAUCUUUGUGCAGCAGCUGAUGUAAUCGAUCGAUUAUUAUUGAUUGAUAAUCAUGGUAAACUAUCUAGAACCACUGAAGAUAUUUGGUCUUGGAUUUAUGGUUUAUUUGGUGAAUCAAUUUACGGAGGUCGUUUAGAUAAUACAGUAGAUUUAAGUGUAUUAAACUCUUAUUUAACUUCCAUAUUCAGUAAUGAUACAAUGAGAAAUCUUCAACUUGGUCAUUUCAAACUACCGAAUACAACGGAAUUGAAAGAUUAUGUUAUUCAAAUCAAUGCCUUGCCUGAUCACGAUCGUCCAGUAUAUUUUAAUUUAUCGCCUAAUAUUGAAAGUAGUAUGCAAAGAAAUGAAGCAAAACGUGUGAUUGGCCAGCUUAGAUUACUUGAAAAACCUUCAAUGGACAUAAAACGUCGAUUUGAUAAAUGUUUAUGGAGUAAAGAAUUAGCACCAAUCUUAAUACUAUGGAAGAAACUUAACCAAGGCUUAAACUUAAUACAAUCUCGAACAACAACAAAUCAACCGAAUAAAUUCUCACCAUCCAAAUCUGACGAUUAUAUCAUCAAUAUUGCGAAUCAAUUAUCGAGAGGUGGGAAAGGUGGUGCACCAAUUCAAGAAUUUCUACAUUUAGAAUUAUCUAAUGCUUUACAACUUGUUCAACAAGUACAUUCUAAUUUAGCUAGUCUUUCAAGAGCAUGUAGAGGUACGCAAUUAGUCACUGAAAUGAUGCAUCAAUUAGCUAAUAGUUUAAUACAUGGACAUACACCGGAUGUUUGGUUAUUAUAUUGGCCUGAAGGACCUAAUGAAGUGAUUCCGUUUUUACAAGAAUUAAUUCAUAAAGCAAAUGCUGUACAAACAUUAACAAAACAAGCAGACAGUGAUCAAUUCUCUAAUGUGAAAAAUGGACAAUGUUUAGAUUUAGCCAAUCUAUUUCAUCCAACUACAUUUUUAAAUGCUUUACGUCAACAAAGUGCAAGACAAUUGAAUGUACCAAUUGAUACAUUGAAACUAUCAUGUCAAUGGUCAGAAUUGAAUGAUCGUAAGAAUAUGCCAACUAGAAAUAAUCUAUCUACAUUGCCAGUACGUAUUACAAAUUUAAAAUUGGAAGGUGCUAAUUUUCGAAAUGGUCAACUUAGUGCAAGUUAUCAAAAUGAUCCCAGUCCCAUUCAAUUGCCUGAUGUUUUAUUAAAAUGGAUUUUAAAAGAUGAACCAGAUCAAUUGGAUGAAAAUAAUUCCAUUUAUUUACCAAUCUAUACAAAUAAUACUCGUGAACAUUUGGUAACAUUUAUUCGUGUUCCUUGCGCCUCAAAUAGUCAAAAUCAAUGGAUUCAAGCUGGUACAGCUUUAUUACUUAGUUGUUUAUAAUGUGAAAUUGUGAUUUACUGAAUCAUCUCACUCUCUCACUGACUCUCUCACUGACUCACUCACUGAGUCAGUCUGUGAUUUUAUUCCCUUUCCAAUAGACAUUUAAAAAAAAAACACACACAGUUUGAUUGUCAUCAUUGUGAAUUGAAAAUAUAUGAAUUGGACAUUGAUCUCUCUACUAAUAUGUUAUAUUUGUAAAAAAAAUAUAUUUAUUAUCC